This is a messenger RNA of Tilletiopsis washingtonensis, 3862 nucleotides long. RefSeq lists its product as hypothetical. NCBI's taxonomy places the organism in Eukaryota, Fungi, Basidiomycota, Exobasidiomycetes, Entylomatales. The transcript has 3 exons. The record is from RefSeq and is a predicted model, not a curated record. Bases 136 to 3609 code for a protein of 1157 amino acids.
CACCAGGCACUUCUACGAGACAGCACUCGCUCGUCGUCUCGCCGCCACCGUUCCAAAUCCGGCCACACCUCCACGUCUGGCAAGUAUGGACCGUGCGGAGCGAGGUGUGCCUCCACGCCGUCUGCACGACUCGGCAUGGAUCAUCGGCGGCACCACCGGCACUGUCGCUCGUCCGACGACGGCGCCGGAGCAGUACCGCCUGCCCGCCUUCUCGGUGCGAGCGCGCGCCGCCGAGGCAGCAGCAGCCGGUGCAGCGCCGCGCCCGGCGUCGCCUGGCCAUCCACUGCGCCCGCGACGCAACCAGCCUCGCAUCCCGACGCCAAAGGAGGAGGAGAUGCUGGCGCGCACGCUGGCGCCGGGCGGCAUGCUCGUCGGCUCGCUGCCGUCGACGCCGAUACUCCCGGCCACCCACAAGAUCGCACGCGUCCCCGUCCCGUCGCUUGGUCCGGCCGCUCAGCGCGACCCCGCUCAAGAUGGGCAGCAAGUCGGCCUCGCGCCGGUGCUCCCGCCGCCGCUCCGUCACAGCUCGUCGCUCAGCGCCCGGGAAUCACGCGGAGCACCACUGGUCUUCCACCCACAGCCAGCGAUGCUCAACGUCCAUCGAUGGCGCGGCGCACCAGCGCCGGAGGCAUGCCGAAAGCAUCGUUCCAGGACGACGCACCGCGCCCGUCAAUGACUCAGCACGCCAGCACAAGCAGCGCUCCGGCCGCCACCGCUCGGACCGAUGCUCAGCGCCCCGCGAUGACACAGCAUGCCAGCACGAGCAGCGCACCGGCCGCAACUGGCCGUGAGGACGCACCGCGUCCGUCGAUGAGCCACAAGAUCAGCUCGGGCAGCGCUCCGGCCGUCAUCACACCUGCAGACGUCGAGCGGCCGCGCAAGCGCAGCAUUGCUUCGCGCCGAGCCAGCACGGCGCAGAACAACCAACGCAAGGGCGAGAGCCAGCCUCGCCCGAGCACGGCCUCGUCCAGCCGCAGCUUUGCGAGCUUCACGAGCGCGGCCGGCUCAGACUCGCUCUCGGCCCUCGGCACGCGCCGGCCCAGCGACAGCCGUCGCAUCAUCGAUUUCGAGCAGUUCGCGGACCGUUCCGCUCCUCCGGGCACGCCGACGUCGCCGUGGAUGACGCUCAACCGCAAUCCUAUGGCGACCAGCUUCGAGGCUGCCUCGGGCUCGCCCGCGUCACUGCGCUCCAACCACCUGCUGCUGCUGGCCGAGCGCGAGCCACUGUCGCCUCGGAGCGGCGGCCUGACGCCGGCGCCGCGCCAGCGUCGGCCCGGCAGCAGUGCCGCAAUGCGCGAAAAGGCCGCUGGCACGCCGCCUCGGACGCCCAUCCGCUCGCCGCCGACGUGGGUCACUCAAGAGCUCGGCUCCGCCGCCAGUCCCUUCUCCAGCCCAUCCAAGAGUCCGAUGCCGGACGCGGCCGAGCCCGUCGUCGUCUCGACGGCCCGCCGCGUCGCCGUCACCUCCAACACGCCGCGUCUCAUCACCGCUGGCCUGCCGGGCCUGCGCCGCGGCUCGACGCCGCAGUCGUCCAUGUCGGAUGUCAGCGUCAAGGCCUUCGGCACGGACUCGGAGUACUCGCUGGGCAUGGGCAAGUCGACGCGCUCCGACUCGGUCACGUCCAUGGCAUCGCUGCCGACGACGUCGUCGUCGCACCCGCAUCCGACGGUCAAGGCGGAGUCGACCGCUAUGGAAUCGAUUCAAGAUACGGAGCCCGAGGAGACCAUCCUCGCGAGUCCGCCUCGGAGCCUCGAGCACCACAGCCCUGCUGGCGAGGCGCCUGCGGUUUGCCUCACCGGUCUCGAACUCGGUCCGAUCGCCGACCCGACCGAGGAGCUGGCCGACCUGUACUGGCGUGAGAGCUGGAGCCUCGAGGGCAGCCCAGAGGGCGUCUUCACGCAGCUCGCUGCAUACGACGGCGCCAUGGCCAGAGGCGCUGCGGCCUCGGCUCUGCUGUCGCCCACUCCGUUCCGCGAGCCGGAGCCAGUCUCGCCGCUCACAUCCACUAGCCAGAUGCUGAAGAGCGGCUGGAGCACCGAGACGUCGGCCGACAGCGUGACUAGCGACGACGGCAGCGACGCUGCCGCAGACUCGACCGUGCUGGCGGUUCCCAAGCCGCCGUCCAAGGAGCUCGACCUCUCGCCCUUCUCGCUCUUCUCGACGACCACGGCUGCCUCGACCGCUGCUACCAGCCCGCCGACGUCGUCUGCGACAGACAGCACGCCGAUCAGCACCGUGCCCAACUUCGCGCGGCCGUGGGACGCUCUGCACAUCGAGAAGAAGAGCGCGAGCCUCCGCUCGCAGGCCAGCGACACUGCGCUGAGCGAGCGAACGGACCGCACAACCGGCCUGACGGUCCCCGGCACGCCUUCUGCCGCUCAGACGCUCGCCAUGGAGACCAGGUCGAACCUGCUCCGACUCAGUCGCCAGUCGACCGCAGGAGACAUCGGCCACGACAUCUUGGCCGCUGACGAGGGUGAUGUCCAGAUCGAGCAGCUCGCGAACGAGGUGCAGGCGCUCUCAUCGACACUCAUCCCGUUCAGGCUGUCCGCGCGCAGCGGCUUCACUCUCGAACGGGAUAGCGAGCCGCGCAUCGCGCCCGUGGUGUCGCACCCAUCCAAGUAUCGACGCCCGGGCUCGGCAAAGGAGCCCAUUACCAGCGAACCCGUCACCACCUCGUACUUGCCGACGACGGGCCCGAGGUCUUCGCUGCAGAGCAACGCGAGCAGCAGCUGCUCUUCGCUGCCCACGACGCAGUACCACGAUGCGCGCCAGACAUUUACCUCGAGCGACACCAGCAUGGACGUGGCAGUGCCUGCGAAGCACUCGCCUCCGCUGCCCUCUCCGUCGACGCCACCGAGCGCUCUGCUGCAGUCCACAGACUACUCCUACACGCGUUCGCUCCACUCGCAGCCGAUGUCUCCGAUCAGCGCGCACACUUUUGGACUCCACGAGGACGCGGGCGACCACGCCGACGAUGCUGCGACGUCGAGCAUGUCGAAGCGUCACGGCGGAGGACUGCGCAAGGUGCUGGCGCGCAUCGCUCCGACUCGAUCGCGCAUGCCCAGUCUGCCGGACAUCCUAGUGCCGGGCGAGGGCCGCUCGGCGCCCGCAGCCAGCCUGCGCAAGAUCAUCCGGGUCUCGCGCAAGUCUCCGGAGCGCCCUCGCUUCCCCGACAGCCCACACGAGGGGUCGACGUCGGCCAGAGACGAGCAGCUGCGCCGUCCCAGCCUGCCCUCGAUCCGUCCGGGCACGGCGCCGGCACUGGACACUUUCGUGCCGCUCACGCCCGAGACGUUCGCGCCGUCGCAGCCUCCGCUGCGCGAGAGCCGCAGCGUGCUCUCCAUCCGGCGCUGGCAGCGCUCCCUGGCGACGCACACGGGCGACGUCACGGCCGCGCAGGAGUACGCCGAGCUGGCGCAGCAGCACCACCACCAGCAAGAGAGUUCUCGACGGCCUUCAGCUUCGCUGCGCCCGCAGUGGGGCGACGCGGGCGGCUCCUCGUCCAAUCCGUCGCCCGCAAGCUCGCCGUCCGUCACCGUCGUCGAGCACGACGAGGUCGUGCACAUCGUGCGCCGCGGCCGCUGCCAUGCCACCGGCUACUGGUGACCCGCCACUCUCUCGUCAUCUCGUGAUGCCCUGCCUCCUCGCACGGCCUCGCUGUCCCCCUCACGCCCGCCUUGACGCAAGGCCUCACGCUCAUUACGACACACCAUCACUAAUACCUGGCUCUCCAUCGUCUCCUCGCCGUCUCCUCCUUGUUGUUGUAAUCGUCGUCUCACUCGCCUUCUUCCUUCCUGUACAACCUCGCGAUUCCUAAUGCGGCUUUCUAGCUCACAUCUGAAUCGAUCGCCUCUCAUCC